UAUCGAAAUAAACCUGCGAGGAAUAUGGCUUUAAACGGGGUUUAUAAAGGGUGUUCUCCCUUUGUAAAAAACUUAAUGUGUGCAGUGCUUGUCUGUUCGUCGAUGUUCUCAGUCUCUGUCGCCUGGUGUGCUGGUGGUGGAUGCUUAGGAGAAGGUUAUGUCUGUUGUAAUAGCGUUUGUAUCUACAGAUCCAGCUGUGUGGGUCUUUAUUGUUCAAGCUUUGACGGCUGCUCCUCUAGAGAGACUUGCUGCAACAGUAUUUGUGUGAAUGGAACAGACUGCAUUGGAAGAGGCUGUACGCUGGAAUCAGAUUGUGCUUCGAGUGAAGUAUGCUGUAGCGGGACUUGUAAAGCUGGCUAUGGUUGCAUUGGAUUGUCGUGCAAGACAAACGACGAUUGUUCAUCACCUUAUGAGUACUGUUGUGGAGGAACAUGUAGCUAUAACGUAGACUGUGAUUUCGCAUUUUGGAUCGUGCUUAGUUCAGUUCUCGGUGGUCUGUUUGUCAUUUUUAUACUCUUCAUGCUUGCUGUCUGCUUUUGUUGGCGUCGGAGAAGGUACCACGGAAGAGUUUUAGAAGGACAAAGACUACCAUCGGUUACAUCUGUGAGAGAGAGCAGCUUGUAUCCAUAUCUGCCGUCCUAUCAACAAGGUUAUCCGUACUAUCCACCACCACAAUACGUUCAGUAUCCGCCACACAAUGUUGAUUUAGCCAAGUCAAGUGGAGCACCUCCACCUUACAGCGGUACCUCUACCGAGGAGACAUCAGGGGUAGUCAACACACCUCAAGCAAACUAUGGUGCUAUAUCAAACAAAAUGGAAACAUCCGGAAAAAAAUUAGCACUCAGAAAAUUUAAGGGUUUAAACAGCACUAAUUUUCACGCGUGUAAAAACGCUGGCAUUACAAGCAUGGUUAAAUCAUCUUUCGCUUUUUUUGUCUUGGUUUUUCAUUCCUUUCUUGCUGUGAGUCAUUGUUGGUGUUCGUACCAGAGUGAAUGUCAAUCUAACUACACUUGUUGCAACCAUCAAUGUCAGUUCGGCUCUUCUUGUGUCGGAUGGAGUUGCACUUCUCAGUCAGACUGUGGCAGCGGGGAAAGUUGUUGCAGCAACUUAUGUAGAUAUGGCAGCGACUGCGAGGGGUCCUCCUGUAAUACCGACAACGAUUGUGGCUAUGGUGGGGAAAGUUGUUGCAGCAAUGUAUGUAGAUAUGAAAGUGACUGCUAUGGGCUCCCUUGUAAUACCGACAGCGACUGCCAUAAGUUUAAUCUCAACUGUUGUGAUGGAGCUUGUCAAUAUGACGACUGCGAUGACACUGCAGCAUUCUUCGGCUUAAUAUUUGGAUCACUAGUCAUACUUUUCAUGUUCCUCAUGUGCAUUUCCUUUGCUUUUCGUCGUCGAAGAGCGCUUGAUCUCGGAAGAGUAAUGGUUGGCCAAAGAGUGACAACGACCACUACAAUAAGAUCUGCGACACAGAGCAGCUCACCCUACCCCAGAGAGAACCCACCCGCUUACCAACAGGGUUACCCAUACCUCCCCCCUCCACAGUAUGAGCAGCAUCAAACAAACAGGCCUCCACCCUACAACCCUGAACCAAGCACAGCAAGUGAACAACCUCCCCCCUAUACUGGAGGACCACAUGGGGUUUCAAGUAGAAUUUACACUCCUCAACCAUCUUAUGGCUCUGUGCAAUUACCACCACCCGUUUAGUGACAUAACUAAUUGUUUUUUGUGUUGGAAUGGAUGAACUGGCAGUCGAAAUUCUAGAACCCCUAAAAUCCAUCAAAAGACUUUAUUUCCGUUUAACAUGUGACACAAAAUGUAUGUAUAUUUGACUUGCCGUAGACAUGGAAAAGAGUUAGUUCCAACUAUCAUACAACAAUCCUUCUCUAUAAAGUGUGUGGUCUAGUGUAGAUUAUGCUAGCUUUCCACUUAAAGUGCGUCACGUGUUUGUGAUUGGAAGGAUGUCAACCGCAGUGCUACCAAGGGAAGCGUAAGCGGCCCGUAUUUGUUUAACCUGUUCUUAAACGAUCUUGACGUCGCUCAGUGCUGUCAGGAUAGCGAUCUUAUUAAGUAUGCAGACGACACUUCCAUUGUUGUGACUGUGCGUAAGAAUAGUGUAGAUGAAUCACAAAAGGCACUGAAUGCAUUUUUUUUUGGAGUGGACGGAGGUUAAUGGUAUGAGUUGUAACACAAGCAAAUGUAAAGAACUCUGUAUGACUAAAAAAGAUGUUAUACAUAAAUUCCCGCCUCUAUGUGGCAUAGAACAGCAUGACAGUUUCACUCUAUUAGGUGUCACAUUACAAAACGACUGUAAGUUUUCAUAUCAUGUUAAGGGAAAGCUUUGGGAAGCUAACAAGUGUUUGUACAUUUUAAGAUCACUAAGAUAAGAGGGAUACACGCAAGUAGAGAUAGAUCAUCUCUUUAAGGCUAUUGUUUUGCCAAAGAUCGCUUACACACUUCCAGUAUACGGAGCCAGCCAGGCAGAUCUAAACACCGUAAAAUGCUUCUUAAAAAGGUGCAAUAAACGACGUUACACUUCUGAGUUAAUUAAUAUCUAUGACCUUUUAGAGAUAUGCGAUCACAGGUUGUUCACCAAAAUUAGGAACAAUGUUAACCAUCCAUUAUAUGCCCUUCUGUCCAAAGUCAAAGAGUCAUCCAAGACGUUAAGAUCACAAACAAGCCAACUGACCACGGAUUACUACUGAACGUUCUAAGAAUUGCUAUUUUAAUAGAAUAAGGUUUAAAUAAAACUUGGCUGAGUAACAUAAUAUAUCCUAUGUUUUAUUUGAUUUUACAUAAUUAUUGUAAAUGAUCUAUAUACCUUGACUCUCUGUAACGUUUGUCAUGCAUUUUAACGAGCGAAAUAAAGA
This is a messenger RNA of Stylophora pistillata, 2867 nucleotides long. RefSeq lists its product as uncharacterized. NCBI's taxonomy places the organism in Eukaryota, Metazoa, Cnidaria, Anthozoa, Scleractinia, Pocilloporidae. The record is from RefSeq and is a predicted model, not a curated record.